AUGUAUAGAAAUAUACUAACGGCACACUCUGCAUUUCUUCUCGUCAGAUCCGUCUCCGCAGCCGUCCCUUCCGGAACAGAGGAUGGCCGUGGACCUACACCGACCGUUGCCGCACCUGAAAGGGCAGUAGUGGCUGUGGCCAGUUCCGGUGCAAGCUCCUUCCGGUUCGUCGCUUCCGUCCGGGCAGGUCAAGAUGGCGUUGCAGAACUCGUGUCCUCCGACGCAUGUACCAACAAUGAAUGCAAGAUAUACACUUUGAUAGCGACAUCUCAACCUACCCCUGUUGGCUACGUCCCUGCAGUUGACCUCAUCCUCUCCGGCGGGGCAGUCCGGGACCCCGUUGCACCGGAGGCCAGCGGAGAUGCACAUGUGUGGCCUACUUCUUGCACACCUGAAGGCCGCCCUCGGGCAGUGGCCCGACCUGCACUCCUCGUCCGAGCCGUCGCUGCAGUCCGACCGUCCGUCGCAGACCAGGUACCAGCUGAUGCACUCUCCGCUCCCUCGGCACUGCCGGCAUUCACAACAUUCAGUCAAUUAAGGAAUAUUAUCAGAAAUCUAAAUUAUAUAAAUAAAUAG
Molecule: messenger RNA, 576 nt
Organism: Nezara viridula (southern green stink bug)
Lineage: Eukaryota; Metazoa; Arthropoda; Insecta; Hemiptera; Pentatomidae
Source: the annotation of a GenBank genome assembly